Messenger RNA from Lindgomyces ingoldianus, 296 nucleotides. RefSeq lists its product as uncharacterized. Lineage: Eukaryota; Fungi; Ascomycota; Dothideomycetes; Pleosporales; Lindgomycetaceae. The record is from RefSeq and is a predicted model, not a curated record. The annotation marks the transcript as partial. The transcript has a single exon.
CUAGAUCGACCAGAAACACCGCUGAAGCCGUUAGCAGUUAUACCCUUCAGUCGUGACGCCGACUUCAUCGAGAGAAGCGAGCUGUUCGAUCAAAUUCAGACGAAAUGCGCUGCACCGGGCUCGCGGACCGCGCUUGUCGGCCUAGGCGGCGUUGGGUACGUGCGAAGGGCGCAGACCACAGCGGACAGCUGACCGCUGCGAAGUAAGUCUCAACUGGUCAUCGAAUUGGCAUACCGAACCAGAGAGUGAUCACCAGAGACGUGGGUCUUCUGGGCCCACGCCAGCAACGCAGUACG